UUAAAUUUAAGACUUAUUAAUACUAUCGAAGUAUUUUUCUAAUCGAAAAUGACGACCCUCGAUAGGAAGGGUACUUUCAAGGUUGAAUAUUUACAAGAAAUCGAAAAGAAAAUUCAAAAGCGUUGGGAGGAUGAGAAAAUUUUUGAUACGGAGGUUCCUCAAGAUGAAAAGCAAGAAAAAUUCCUCUGUACAUUUCCUUAUCCUUAUAUGAAUGGGCGUUUACAUCUUGGUCACACAUUUUCACUUUCAAAGUGCGAGUUUGCAGCAAGGUAUUAUCGUCUGAAAGGCAAAGCAGUAUUAUUCCCAUUUGGCUUUCAUUGCACUGGUAUGCCAAUAAAAGCUUGUGCAGAUAAACUCAAAAGAGAAAUGAGUGUCUAUGGUUGUCCCCCACAAUUUCCUGAUGAUGAAGAUGAUACACCUGUUGUUGAGGAGGAUGCAGUGCCUAAAGAUAAAAGCAAAGGAAAAAAAAGUAAAGCAGUGGCAAAGACAGGGUCAGCGAAAUAUCAAUGGCAGAUCAUGCAAAGCCUUGGCAUUCCUGAAGAUGAGAUCAAGCAGUUUGCCAAUGAACAAUACUGGCUGGAAUAUUUUCCACCAAGGGCAGUUGCCGACUUGAAAAGAAUGGGUCUUCAUGUUGACUGGAGGAGAAAGUUUAUUACAACUGAUGUAAAUCCAUUCUAUGACUCAUUUGUUAGAUGGCAGUUCUAUCACCUUAAAAAUAGAAACAAAAUCAUGUUUGGUAAACGGUAUACAAUUUACUCACCAUUGGACAAACAACCCUGUAUGGACCAUGACAGGAGCUCGGGAGAAGGUGCAGGGCCACAAGAGUACACUCUUAUAAUGAUGGAAGUCUUAGAACCUUUACCAGAGGUUUUAAAGAGUUUUAAGGGGAAGAAAACUAAAUUUGUAACUGCCACCUUAAGGCCUGAAACAAUGUAUGGACAAACUAAUUGCUGGAUCCAUCCAGAUCACAAGUACAUUGCUUUUGAGACCGUCAAGAAUGGUAUUUUUAUUUGCACACAAAGGGCUGCGAGAAAUAUGUCAUACCAAGGUUUUACAAAAGAAGAUGGUGUUGUCAAUGUUCUUAAAGAAAUAGCAGGGAUCGAUCUAUUAGGCGUGGCCCUAAAAGCACCUUUUACCACCUAUUCAAAGAUUUAUUCUCUACCAAUGUUAACCAUAAAGGCUGAUAAGGGAACUGGAAUUGUAUCAAGUGUACCAUCUGACUCCCCAGAUGACUAUGCUGCCCUAGUUGACUUACAGAAAAAAGCAGCAUUCCGGGAAAAAUACAAUAUUCAAGAUGAAAUGGUUCUUCCAUUCAAGCCUGUACCAGUUUUAGAAAUUCCUGAAUAUGGCAACAUGUCCGCUGUUUAUGUUUACGAUCAGCUCAAGAUACAAAGUCAAAAUGAUAGAGAAAAGCUGAAUCAGGCAAAGGACAUGGUUUACUUGAAAGGAUUUUAUGAUGGUGUACUACUUGUUGGUGAAUUUAAGGGAAAGAAGAUACAAGAUGUUAAGAAAAAUAUUCAGAAUCAGCUGGUGAAAGAAGGAGGUGCUGUGAUCUAUUACGAGCCAGAAAAGACAAUUAUUUCAAGGUCAGGUGAUGAAUGUGUGGUCGCUUUAUGUGAUCAAUGGUAUCUUGAUUAUGGUGAUCAAGAUUGGAAGGCUCAAGCUGAGAAAGCAUUAGCUGCUAUGAAUACAUUUCAUGAUGAAGUUCGAAAGAACUUAUCCGGGACUAUUAAGUGGCUUCAUGAGUAUGCAUGCUCUAGAACUUAUGGACUUGGUACCAAGCUCCCGUGGGAUACGCAAUGGGUCAUAGAAUCGCUAUCUGACUCCACUAUAUACAACGCAUACUACACAAUAGCACACUUCUUGCAAGGCAACACAUUUAAAGGGAAUGUCGAGAAUUCACUCAAAAUCAAACCGGAUCAGAUGACGAUGGAAGUAUGGGAUUAUAUCUUCUUCAAAGGUGCACCUGCUCCCAAGGACACAAAGAUUCCAAAGAGCUCUCUGGAUCUUAUGAAGAAGUCUUUCAAUUACUGGUACCCGGUCGAUAUGCGAACAUCCGGUAAAGAUCUAAUUCAAAACCAUUUAUCAUACUAUAUAUUUGUACAUUCCGCGAUCUGGGACAAAGAAGAGGAUAAAUGGCCUAAGGGGAUAAGAGCCAAUGGCCACCUCUUACUCAACUCAGCGAAAAUGUCAAAAUCAGAUGGAAAUUUCCUGACAUUAUCUGAAUCUCUUGAGAAAUUCAGUGCUGAUGGUAUGAGGCUAACGUUAGCUGAUGCUGGAGAUUCGAUUGAAGACGCCAAUUUUGUUGAAAGUACGGCUGAUGCGGCCAUCUUGAGGCUGUACACUUUCAUUGAAUGGGUGAAGGAGAUGGUGACUAUUAAAACUAGUUUGAGAACUGGUGAAUACAACUUCCAUGACAAGGUGUUCACAAGUGAAAUGAACACUCUCAUUCAACAGACUGACGAGAAUUAUAGCAAAGUCCUCUUCAAGGAAGCUCUGAAGACAGGAUUCUUUGAGUUACAGGCUGCUAGAGAUAAAUACAGGGAGCUAUGUUCCGAAGGCGGUAUGCACGCGGAGUUAGUGACCCGUUAUAUAGAGACCCAAGCACUUCUGAUGUCUCCCGUAUGUCCUCACGUGGCUGAACACGUCUGGGAGUUGCUUGAACAUAAAACAAGUAUUCUCCACGCUCGAUGGCCCGUAGCGGGUGACAUUGAUAUAGUGGCAAUGAAAGCCAGUAACUAUUUAAUGGAGGCCGCCCAUUCUUUCCGUAUCUACCUCAAGAAUCACUGCGCAGUCCGAAAGCCUAAAAAAGGCGAAGCGCCCAAACCGGAGCGGAAGCCGAAUAAGGCGGUGAUAUGGGUCGCUAAGGAGUACCCGAAGUGGCAACAUAUCAUUUUGAGUACUCUCAAGGAGUUAAAUGGGCCUUCAGGUCUCCCCGAUAACAAAGUAUUAUCAACAAAACUUUCUGCUAUAAACGAUCUUAAAAAAUAUAUGAAAAGAGUGAUGCCAUUCGUUCAAGCCACAAGAGAUAAUCUACAAAAGAUUGGUCCCGAAGCACUCUCUGUUGCCUUGCCCUUUGAUGAGGCCCAACUGCUUGAAGAUAACAAACAAUAUCUGCUGAAUACUUUGGAUCUUGACGCAAUCGAAGUCAAACAUACAUACAGUCCUGAUACUCCAGAAAAAACGAUAGAAGACUGUGCGCCUGGUAGUCCACAUGUCAACUUUAUUGCGGUACCUGGACUUACAGUGACCUUCACCAACCCCACACCGAUGAGUGGAUUGUUUACCAUUUCUGUGACCCUGGUAGAUGGGGAUACGGUUGAGAAGAUUAAAGCCAAGAUCGCUAAAGAGAUUAAGGCUAUUAUUAAAGACAUAAAUGCUCUAAAGCUGUGGCGAUAUCUUGAUCCGGCGUUAGGUCCUCGCAAGAUUCCAGUAGCAGGCGAUCACGUGACAAAAUGCGCGGAACUCGUCAAUGGCGAUGGUAUACGCGUACACGUGGAAGCGUCGCGUAUAGAACUCGUUCAGAACGGAACGAAUAUUGACGUCGGCUUACAGUUUGUGUAUACUUAUGAUAAGUGAUUGUUUUCAGAAAUAUAUUUAUUUAUUUUUA
Molecule: messenger RNA, 3610 nt
Organism: Pieris brassicae (large cabbage white)
Lineage: Eukaryota; Metazoa; Arthropoda; Insecta; Lepidoptera; Pieridae
Gene: LeuRS
Product: leucine--tRNA ligase, cytoplasmic
Exons: 13
Coding region: 49-3579 (1176 amino acids)
Biological process (GO): leucyl-tRNA aminoacylation
Molecular function (GO): leucine-tRNA ligase activity; ATP binding; aminoacyl-tRNA deacylase activity
Source: RefSeq, a predicted model, not a curated record